Messenger RNA from Epithele typhae, 660 nucleotides. RefSeq lists its product as uncharacterized. The record is from RefSeq and is a predicted model, not a curated record. The coding region runs from base 1 to 660 and encodes 219 amino acids. The transcript has 3 exons. Lineage: Eukaryota; Fungi; Basidiomycota; Agaricomycetes; Polyporales; Epitheliaceae.
AUGCGCUCCUUCGCCGCGCUUCUCGUUUCUGCUUUGACCGUCGCACAAGUUGCCUUCGUUGCCGCUGCAGACGACCCGAAUGGCAACGGCCCGUCGAUGUCCAUACCGUCCCUGUCUAUCCCUGCGUUUCCAACCCCUCCAGCAUGCUCCAAAGAGCGCGAAAGGCAGGGCCUCUGCACCCCCGACGGGACCACGACCACACUGGUGUUCACCGCGACCAGCGGCUCCGUCACCCUCGUCGAGACCACCGUGCUCACCAUCGGCGGCUCGAGCACGGCCCCUCUGAGAUCCACCAUCUCCUUCUCGGGCCCGGUUAGCGCGAACACUCUCUCCUCCAUCCCGUCCGCCCCGGCGUCAUCGAUGAGCACGAGCAAGGUGAAGUCGUCCUCGGCCUCCGCGUCCGCGUCCGCGUCCUCGGAGCUCGCCUCCUCCCCCACGACCACCUUCACCGCCUCCCCCACCACGAGCCACACGGCGUCGUCUACCUCGACCGUCACGACGUCGGUGGUAACCACCGCCCCGGCCGCGCCCGAUUCAGGCAACACCUCGGCCACCGGGAACACCGCGGGGUCCGGUGCGGCCCUCGGCGCUGCUCUCGACGCGCGCGCGAUGGUGCUCGCCGCCGGCGCGGUCGCCGCGGCUGUCCUUCUUGGCUUCUGA